Messenger RNA from Osmia bicornis bicornis, 835 nucleotides. RefSeq names its product U-scoloptoxin(01)-Cw1a-like. The coding region runs from base 94 to 468 and encodes 124 amino acids. NCBI's taxonomy places the organism in Eukaryota, Metazoa, Arthropoda, Insecta, Hymenoptera, Megachilidae. Gene Ontology annotation, molecular function: chitin binding. The record is from RefSeq and is a predicted model, not a curated record. The transcript has 5 exons. Gene Ontology annotation, cellular component: extracellular region.
UUGUGCGAUCCAAGACCAACGAUCACCCUGAGAUAAAUGAUCACCACGUGGAAGGAUACUGCGGAUUAAGGUGAUUGGAUUUCCUACGAAAAGAUGAUUUCGCGAUACCAAAUUUUGUGCGCGCUCUUGACGUUCGGCGCGAUUAUGCUGUACCAAGCGAUGGCGCAAGUAGACGGUUACACGCCUGGCGUAGAUUACCCGAUCUACGAUUCCGUACCUUUCGGCCUUACGUUUACCUGCGGAGGCAAGUUACCUGGCUAUUACGCCGAUCCCGAAGCGAGAUGUCAGGUUUGGCAUUGGUGUUUGCCAAAUGGACGUCAAUUUAGCUUCCUCUGUCCAAACGGCACGGUUUUCAGCCAGUCGGCACGCGUCUGUGACUGGUGGUUCAAAGUCGAUUGCAACGACUCGCCAAGAUUGUACGGCAUCAACGAUGACCUGUACAGGGACGUGAACGGGAACAAGAUCUAACGCUAGUCGCAGUAUCCAGUGAACAUUUAAACGCCCGUUAAAGAGGACAUUCCUGUACAAUCAGUUUGAGAAAGGAGAGAUAACUUUAGAAGAAGCGAGAAUCGUUGAACUGAUCGUGAGUUCCUAGCUUGCCGGCGGAGACAGCGUCGAAGCAGCGCGCUGCAAUACUCUCUGAUGCUAAAUUACACGAGCGACGAUCCAGAUAGACUCUCAACAGGAUCCAUCACGCGUGCCGACCAUUUCCAUAGAAUCGUUCAAAUUCAACCGCGAAAUCUCCUCCAUACGACAGACAAUCGAAAUUUAACAUUAAUCGCCUUAUAUAUACAACUGAAUUCGAUUCUUCAAUAAAGAAUAACAGAUGCAUUAA